Protomyces lactucae-debilis is the source of this 3459-nucleotide messenger RNA. RefSeq names its product armadillo-type protein. Gene Ontology annotation, cellular component: U2-type prespliceosome; catalytic step 2 spliceosome; U2 snRNP. The record is from RefSeq and is a predicted model, not a curated record. Lineage: Eukaryota; Fungi; Ascomycota; Taphrinomycetes; Taphrinales; Protomycetaceae. Bases 1 to 3459 code for a protein of 1152 amino acids. Gene Ontology annotation, biological process: spliceosomal complex assembly. Gene Ontology annotation, molecular function: mRNA binding. The transcript has a single exon.
AUGAGCAAGUCAAGCGAGCAGCAAGGCUCGCAGCGCGGGACCGAACACAAGGGCAUCGCUUUCAAUGCCGCAGCUGAUGAGCUCUAUGAAAAUCCUAGCGACAAGUAUGAUGGCUAUGCACGCGAACUCGACGUUUCUGGCGCAUCGCCCGAGCCUGAAGAUGAGUCUUCUCGCAGGCUAGUGGCCAACUACACAGCGCCGAAAGAACUGCUUGACGAAUUUGCCGGCGAAGACGACGAUGGCUUGCAGCUCGUGACGGAUAAAAAUGUGUCUCGCCAAAUAGCAGCGCGAGAAUCAGACUAUCAGCGGCGUCGCUUUGAUCGGGCCCUAUCACCGCAAGAUGGCAAAACCAUUGCUGAAGUCAUGCAACAGCGUGAGCUCGAACGUGAAGAGGCGCGCGUGCAGCGAGAAAUCGAGAAACGGCAGCAGGAAGGAACAACAGAUGGUGGCAAGACUCCACCACGAGACGACGCUGGUGACAAGACGCCGCCGCGUACAAGGAAACGCCGAUGGGAUGUUGCUGAGCCGACUGUAGAAGAGACGCCUGUGGCGAGCUCCGGAACGCCAACGAAGAAGUCUCGCUGGGACCAACCAGCAGAAGUGGAAGCGCCUCGCAAAUCACGCUGGGAUCAAACACCUGCCCCGGUUGCUGAUGCGGCUGUUGAGAAAGUAGACGUGCCUCGUGGUGGUCUCGGCAUGGACUUGCAAGGGCGGCCGCUGCCAUACACCGAUGAAGAGCUUGACAUUAUUCUCCCAAAGGCCGGUUACAAGAUUCUAGAGCCACCAGCAGGUUAUGAACCACUACGAGCUGCUGCCAAAAAACUCACCUCUGCACCAGAAGUCAGUACAGGCUUUACCAUGCAAGAGCCAGAUUCGAUGCAAGCCAAAAUGAUGAGUGAGCAACUACCAACCGACAUUCCCGGCGUUGGCGACCUUCAAUUCUUCAAGCAAGAAGACAUGAAGUACUUUGGCGCACUCAUGGACACAACAGAUGAGAAUUUGCUCACGGUGGCCGAGCUCAAGGAACGCAAAAUCAUGCGUCUCAUUCUCAAAGUCAAGAAUGGUGCACCGCCAACCCGCAAGUCUGCACUGCGUCAAUUGACGGACAAUGCGCGAGCUUUUGGGGCAGAUGCUCUUUUCAAGCAAAUUCUGCCAAUUCUCAUGGAGCGCACAUUAGAAGAUCAGGAACGCCACUUGCUCGUCAAGAUUAUCGAUCGCAUCCUUUACAAGCUUGAUGAUCUGGUUCGUCCAUGGGUCCAUCGCAUUCUCGUUGUGAUUGAGCCCUUGCUGAUCGAUGAAGACUUUUACGCUCGUGUCGAAGGCAGGGAAAUCAUUUCAAAUCUGUCGAAAGCUGCAGGCCUAGCGCACAUGAUUGCAACCAUGCGACCCGAUAUUGAUCACGUUGACGAGUAUGUGCGCAAUACGACUGCUCGCGCGUUUGCAGUCGUUGCAAGUGCCUUGGGCAUUCCUGCCAUUUUGCCAUUUCUCAAGGCCGUGUGCAAGUCCAAAAAGAGCUGGCAAGCGCGACACACGGGUGUCAAGAUUAUUCAGCAAAUCGCCAUCCUCAUGGGAUGUGCCGUUUUACCGCACCUCAAGCAGCUGGUUGACUGUAUUGGUCUGGGCUUGACGGAUGAACAGCAAAAAGUGCGCACCAUGACGGCACUGGCGAUUGCUGCCCUUGCAGAAGCCGCAACGCCAUACGGUAUCGAGUCGUUUGAUAGUGUCCUCAAGCCGUUGUGGGUAGGCAUUCGCAAACACCGUGGCAAAGGUCUUGCUGCAUUCUUGAAAGCAACAGGCUACAUCAUCCCCCUCAUGGACCCCGAAUGGGCCGACCACUUCACCAAAGAAGUCAUGACUGUGUUGACGCGUGAAUUCACCAGCCCAGAUGAGGAAAUGAAGAAGAUUGUGCUAAAGGUGGUCAGUCAGUGUGCAGCCACCGACGGCGUGACUGCGGGCUUCCUGCAAAGUCAGGUCAUGCCAGACUUUUUCCGCAACUUUUGGAUACGUCGCAUGGCUUUGGAUCGACGCAACUACCGGCAAGUCGUGGAGACGACGGUUGAAUUGGCUCAAAAGGUGGGUGUCGUUGAAAUUGUCGAUCGUGUCGUGGAUACGCUCAAGGAUGAGUCUGAGCCCUACCGUCGCAUGGGCGUCGAGACAAUUGACAAGGUGAUUGCUGCGGGCGGUGCUGCCGAGCUGACUGAUCGCGUCGAGGAGCGUCUUGUCGAUGGCAUCUUAUUUGCGUUUCAAGAGCAGACUGUGGAAGAUCCCAUCAUGCUCAACGGCUUUGGCACUGUCGUCAAUGCCCUCGGUCUGCGGUGCAAGCCCUACCUCCCACAAAUUGUUUCUACCAUUCUCUGGCGUCUCAACAACAAGUCUGCCAAUGUUCGUCAGCAGUCGGCAGAUCUCAUUUCACGCGUUGCAGUGGUGAUGAAGACGUGUGGUGAAGAGCAGCUCAUGGGCAAGCUGGGCGUCGUGCUGUACGAGUACCUGGGCGAAGAGUACCCUGAAGUGCUUGGCUCUAUUCUCGGUGCGCUGAAAAGCAUUGUCAAUGUUGUUGGCAUGUCGAGCAUGACACCGCCCAUCAAGGAUUUGUUGCCCCGCCUGACACCCAUUCUGCGUAACAGGCAUGAGAAGGUGCAAGAGAAUUCCAUUGACUUGGUUGGGCGUAUCGCUGAUCGUGGUUCUGAAUUUGUGUCUGCUCGCGAGUGGAUGCGCAUCUGCUUUGAGCUCCUCGAUAUGCUCAAGGCACACAAGAAGGGGAUUCGACGUGCUGCAGUCAAUACGUUUGGUUAUAUUGCCAAGGCCAUUGGUCCCUCGGAUGUGCUUGCGACAUUGCUCAAUAAUCUGCGUGUGCAGGAACGUCAGAAUCGAGUGUGUACGACGGUUGCGAUUGCCAUUGUUGCUGAAACGUGUGCACCUUUCACUGUUGUUCCUGCGCUCAUGGCCGAGUAUCGUGUGCCUGAGCUGACUGUGCGUACGGGCGUGCUCAAGUCGCUGGCGUUUAUGUUUGAGUAUAUUGGCGAUAUGGCGCGCGACUAUGUCUAUGCGGUGGGUCCAUUGCUCGAGGAUGCCCUCACCGAUCGCGAUCAUGUGCAUCGCCAAACAGCGGCAACAGCCAUCAAGCAUCUGUCACUGGGUGUGGUGGGUCUUGGCUGCGAAGACUUGAUGGUGCAUCUCCUCAACCUGGUGUGGCCCAAUAUCUUUGAGACGUCGCCGCAUGUUAUCAACGCCAUGACGGAUGCUGUGAGUGGUAUUCGCACAGCCCUGGGUCCUGGUCUUGUGUCCAAUUACUUACUGGCGGGUCUCUUCCAUCCAGCACGAAAGGUGCGCAAUAUCUACACCAAGCUCUAUAAUGACAUGUAUGUGCAGCAGGCUGCUGCCAUGACGCCGUACUAUCCGCAAAUUGAGGCGGAUAAGCGGAAUGACUGGUAUAGACACACUGCGCAAGUAUGGAUAUAG